Messenger RNA from Brettanomyces nanus, 1203 nucleotides. RefSeq lists its product as uncharacterized. Gene Ontology annotation, cellular component: cytoplasm. NCBI's taxonomy places the organism in Eukaryota, Fungi, Ascomycota, Pichiomycetes, Pichiales, Pichiaceae. The record is from RefSeq and is a predicted model, not a curated record. The transcript has a single exon. Gene Ontology annotation, molecular function: GTP binding; ATP binding; ATP hydrolysis activity. The coding region runs from base 1 to 1203 and encodes 400 amino acids.
AUGUUUGCUGUCCGACAUUAUUCUUCUAAAGUUUCACCCAUAAAGCCGAAAAAGCUAUUUGGUCGUCCUUCUAAUAACCUCACAAGUGGUAUUGUGGGACUUGCCAAUGUAGGUAAAUCGACCUUCUUCCAGGCUAUCACCAGAAGCAAGCUUGGUAAUCCGGCAAACUAUCCUUUUGCCACUAUCAAACCAGAAGAGGCUCGGGUGAUUGUGCCGAAUCCCAAACUAGAUCAUUUAGUUGAUUUGUAUAAUUCUGAUAAGAGAGUCCCCUCUAUAUUGAAAAUCUUUGACAUUGCAGGUCUUGUUAGAGGAGCCUCUGAUAAUAAAGGACUUGGUAAUGCUUUUUUGGCUGAUAUUAGGGCUGUGGAUGGGAUUUUCCAGGUUGUCAGGGCUUUUGAAGAUCCGGAGAUUACUCAUAUCGAAGGAUCGAUUGACCCAGUUAGAGAUCUCACCAUAGUUCAGGAUGAAUUGUUAUUGAAGGAUAUGGAAUUUAUUGAAAAUGCCAUUGAAAGGCUCCAUAAGCAGCUAAAAAAUAGAGGUGGUAAAACUCCACAGGAUAUUGCUGAUAUGGGGGAGGAAAUUAGAACUUUAGAACAGGCAUAUGACAACUUAAUUGGAGGUCAAAGGAUUAUGAAUAAGACUGAUUGGGAUGAUGAUCAGAUCGAUAUUUUGAGUAAGCAUCACUUUUUAAGCGCCAAACCAUCAGUCUUCCUAGCUAAUGUAAGUGAGGAAAGCUUUUUAAGCGGGAAAGUAAAAGAUUCUUUGGGUAGUAUUAGGCAGUGGGUUGAUGAAUAUGCACCAGGAUCAUCGAUAAUUCCUGUUUCCGCAUCGUACGAAUCUAAGAUGGCAGAUAAGAACCCAGAGAGCAUACCAAAGAAUUCCGCUUUGCCACAGAUUAUUCAGAAGAUGCGUGAGACCUUGGAUUUGAUUAGCUAUUUUACUUGUGGCCCCAUUGAAAGCAGACAAUGGACUAUUAGAAAGAACACACUAUGUCCACAGGCUGCUGGUGUCAUCCAUACUGAUUUCGAAACGACUUUUAUUAAUGCAGAGUUGAUCAAAUACGAGGAUGUUGCCAACUUGAAGCCUCCUUUUGAUGAAAAGAUUCUUCGUAGUAAGGGAAAGAUACAUCGUGUUGGCAAGAAUUACAUUGUUCAAGAUGGAGAUAUUUUGACCUUCCAUUCUGCAGCUCAAAGGAAGAAAUGA